AGUUACAUUACUGUUCUUUUACUUCCUCUUUGAAGACAAUGACCAAGUUGGUCGUAGUCGUUCUCCCUCUUAUCUGCUCGUUACUUGUUAUAUUUCAAGGAUGUGCGUCAACUCGGUCCAACUUCGUACCGGUCACUCCUGACACUUCCUCUCCAAAUCAUAUUACCACUACGGCAAGUCCAUGGAGUGCUACUCCUGGUGAGACUACGACUACAUCGCCGGGCUCUCCUAGUGAUGAUACCAGCAGUAGUAGUCCGACUACACGGACGACUCCGACGACUGACAAUACGCCCUAUACGUGUGAUUCUGCGACGGCCGCUAUUGUCGGCACUUACCGAGGCCCCUUCGACGGUAGCAGCACCCAAGGGGUUUCCCUUCAAUUUUCCCAGUUCAAGAAAAUCGGCGUCAUGGCUGGUUCCUAUGAUAGCACCUCGUUCAGUUAUAGUAACAUAUACUACGAGUUCGUCUCGGGUCAAUCAUGGUUUAGCUUGAGGCCUUUCGAUGACUCCGAUGAUCUUCUGAGAUUGUUCAACCUUCAGAGCAUGGACCAGGUCCGAGUGUACAUAAGCCAUCAAUGUCAACCUAUUCGUAUCGAUUUCGGCUCGACUACUUCUGCUAAUCUCGCAAAGGACGUAUAAGCCUGUCUCCUACAGUGUGUAUGAUUUCUGUUGUGAAUAAGGAGCUCUGUGAAGCAUUCACCCAAUACCUCUUUCUGUGAGA
This is a messenger RNA of Perkinsus marinus ATCC 50983, 720 nucleotides long. RefSeq lists its product as hypothetical. NCBI's taxonomy places the organism in Eukaryota, Perkinsozoa, Perkinsida, Perkinsidae. The record is from RefSeq and is a predicted model, not a curated record. The transcript has 3 exons. Bases 39 to 638 code for a protein of 199 amino acids.